AUGAUGACACGGAGAAUAGUCCGCACCCUCACGCAGCUCGGCGCCGCGCUGGCAUUCACCUUGAUCGUCAUCUUUUUCCUUGACAGAAACUACCGGGUCCUCCCCAAUGCCAUCCACGGGUAUAUGCCCACCCACCACGCGGGCCUCGUUGUUACCGACGUAACAAUCGUGCAAUGCUCGAGCCUAAACCUCUUUUCAUCAUGCGACCUCGACCCGACAAUAUGGCAUCGCAUUGACAAGGAACUCUACCUCGGACGGGCGUGGACGUCAACCGCCUACCUCUACAUCAGCCGCAAGCACGAAGAGGACCUGACAUCUGACGACAAGGUAGUCAUGGACAUAUCCGUCGGGCGCUUGAACCCAGCACAAGCGCAAGACGCCAAGUCCCCGAAAGGCAACCAAGAAGACUGGGAAUCCCGGCCGGGCGGCCUAUGGAUCAAGCGGUCCGGCAGCAAAAAGUCCAGCGACUCCGACGACGUCAUCACCGACGUCGACGUCCUCUUCGGCGACGAUGCUGUCGAAGCGCGUGAUGGCUGGGCAAUAACAGGAACCCAAUUGCUGCUCGACACCGGCGGCCCGCUCCUGAGCAUCCACCUCACCGUCCGCCGCGGCGCGCCCAAGGAGCGCAAGAAGCCCGAGCCCAGAAUCGGACACAAUGGCAAAUUCAAAAUCAUGCAAAUCGGCGACCUUCAUCUCAGCAACGGCGUGGGCGAAUGCCGCGAACCAGUGCCCGACGGCUACGCAGGUGGAAAAUGCGAAGCAGAUCCACGAACCCUCGACUUUGUCAACAAGAUGCUCGACGAAGAAAAGCCCGACUUUGUAGUUCUCAGCGGCGACCAAGUCAAUGGCGACACGGCACCCGACGCACCAACCGCCAUGUUCAAGAUUGUAUCCCUCCUAGUCAAGCGCAAGAUACCCUACGCCGGCAUAUUCGGCAACCACGACGACGAAAAGACUAUGUCGCGCGCGCGCCAGAUGGCCCUCAUGGAAUCGCUGCCCUUGUCCCUCUCCCGCGCCGGGCCAGCCGACAUUGACGGCAUAGGAAACUACUACGUCGAGGUCCUGGCGCGCAGCGGCCAACACUCGGCCGUAACAAUGUACCUCAUGGACACGCACGCAUACUCGCCAGACGAGCGCAAAUACCCCGGCUACGACUGGCUCAAGCCCAACCAGAUCGAGUGGUUCCGCAAAACCGCCGCCAGCCUUAAGAAGGCUCACUCGGACUACAGCCACACCCACAUGGACAUUGCCUUUAUCCACAUCCCGCUCACGGAAUACGCGAGCCCCGAGCUCCCCCGCGUGGGAGAGUGGAAAGAAGGCGUCACAGCACCAGUGUACAACUCGGGAUUCCGCGACGCCCUCGUCGAGCAGGGCGUCCUCAUGGUCAGCGCAGGACACGACCACUGCAACGACUACUGCCUCCUCUCCCUCCAAAACGUCACCAGGCACGACGCAAAACCCCACCCGGACCAGCAGCCGCCGCCGCAGAUGCAGAAACCCGCCCUGUGGAUGUGCUACGCCGGCGGCGUCGGGUUCGGCGGCUACGCCGGCUACGGCGGGUACGUGCGGCGCCUGCGCGUCUUCGAGAUCGACACCAACGUGGCGAGCAUCACCACCUGGAAGCGCCACGUGCCGCCCCCGCCCCCGCCCCCCGCUCCUUCCGACCAGCCGCCUGCGCCGCCGCCCCCGCCGCCCGUGCAGGACAUCCAUGAGUAA
Molecule: messenger RNA, 1716 nt
Organism: Metarhizium acridum CQMa 102
Lineage: Eukaryota; Fungi; Ascomycota; Sordariomycetes; Hypocreales; Clavicipitaceae
Source: RefSeq, a predicted model, not a curated record